AAAUACCCCCCGGGGCUAGUUCACAUGACCGGUAUUGAAAAAAAGGCUCCAUUGAUAGCCAAAUUCUUUUCAAUCUAACUCUUAGUGGAGAGCUAAAAGACUGCGAGAAGACACAAGAUAAACAUGCAAACAAUGGUCGCCGGAGGGAACAUUCUCGUGUUGUCUUGAAAUUCAACUCAAACACGAACGGACAGGUUGCUUUCAAAUUUGAAAAGAAAUUUAUAAAUCUACGACAAAUUUAAGAUUCUCAUAAAGAACUUUUCAAAGGUACAGAUCUGAAACAUUGGAAAGACAAGAAAAUAAAAACGCAGACAUGGAAACACAGAUUGGUGACAAUGGAGAAAUACCUCUGGUGUUUGUGAAUGACGGAAGUGGGGAUGCUGAAGAAAAUCAUGAGAUAAAGACGACGAGAGAAAGAAGGAGGUCCCGUAUAAUGAGCGGUGUCUUCAUGGGUUCUGGCACAGGUGAAGAGGGUCAGGAAUAUAGAAAAGAAAAUAUCUUAGGGGAUAAAUCUACGAGACUUCACAAGCUGAUUUUGGAGGGAGAAGUGGAAGAGGUAGAGAAAUUGUUGGCCAGAGGCGGAGCGAUCAACAACGGAGACAAGUCAGGAAAAACUCCUCUGCACACCGCCAUUCUCUCAAAACAAUUUAAGAUUGUUGACAGGCUUCUAGAAUGUGGCGCAGACGUCACCAGGAAGGAUGACGCAGGAGAUACUGCACUGCACACUGCCAUUCGUGUUGGAAGCGAAAGACUGGUAUUAACCUUACUACAACAGGGCCGUGCAGAUGCAAACGCUCCGGGCCGUAAUUCAUGCACGCCCUUGCACCUUGCUGCGGAAAUGGAUAACGAAAAAAUUUGUCAAAUACUGAUUGAUAAUUCAGGAGACACAAAAAGCCUCGACGAUGACCGAAUGACACCGUUGGCUCAUGCGAUGGAAAGAGGCGCCGGGAAAUCAGCUGAAUUCCUCUUGAAUCAUGCGCGACAACGAGGGACGGUUGACGACUUUUUAUAUGAAGUUGAUAUUGAUGGCAACAGUCUCCUUCAUCUGGCUGUGAACAGUGGUGUACUUGCGGUCGUUAAACACUGCAUUGAAUAUGGAGUGAGGAUAAGGCAGCCCAGGAAACUAAACAGGGAAACAGCCUUUCACAUGGCGUGUGAAAUGGGAUCCAUACCGAUAGUUGAAUAUCUCGUCAGUACAGACCCGGCGCUCUGCCGAAUAACUCUUGUUGACUCCAGAGGACGGACACCUCUUCAUAUGGCUGCCAGACGAAACCAUGCUCACAUUGUUAACUUCCUCCUCGAAAAGGAGGCGAUGGUAGAUCCCAAGUCUGACGAGAGACGCACACCAUUGUUCAUGGCAGCCGAAAAUGGUGCUUUUGAUGCUGUUACACUACUCAUGGAUCGUGGUGCUGACGUCACUAUCCGGGACACUGAGUUGCGGUCUGUGUUACACGUCGCUGUGGGCCAUCCUCGCGUCAUAGAAAAUCUUCUUCAGAGUCCAGCGGUGAUGUCCCUCAUCACUGAGAAAGAUGUGAGUGGUUACUCAGCUGUACAUUAUGCAGCCAUGAAGGGAAACAUUGCGACUUUGGAGCUUUUUGUAGCGAAAAACAAGGCAGCUGCAAGUGUGACAUCAGAUUCCUUGGAAACACCCAUACACGUGGCUGGCAGAUAUGGCAAGACAGAAGCGAUAGAAAAACUGAUGGAUCGACAGAAUGCUCGAAUUCUAAAUCUACAAAACAGUCAAGGAAAAACUGCCCUGCACUUUGCAUGCAUGGAGGGGCACGAUCUUUCAGCAGAAGUGCUUUUGAGAUUAGGAGCAACCAUUGAGAGGGAUCAACAAGACCGAUCUCCAUUACAUUUAGCGGCGUCUAAGGGAUCCACGAGAUGCUGUGAAGCGAUUCUUCAGAAGUUCGAGGAUUGUAUGAACAUGGUGGAAAAAAAUAAGAACACGGCGUUACAUAUCGCGGCUAUCAACGGUCACGCUUCUGUGGUGAGCUUAUUGUUGUCUGAUAGCAAAGCGGACGUCACACGUAACAACACAAAUGAUAACAUUCUGGACGCUGCUGUUAAAGAAAAGAGGAAUGACGUUGUCAUGACGAUUGCCGGAAAUGACAGAUGGAGAGAGGUUCUGACAACGUGUUCAACAGGCGUAGUUCCGCUGCUACAAAAUCUCGUAGAAGAUAUGCCAGAUGCCUUAGUGCGGAUUUUGGAUCAGCUUGUAACAGAGACUGGAGAUCAAAACAGCAUGAAUUACAAGAUCAAUUAUGACCUUGGUUUGAUUCAAGGAAAAUUUGAAGAACCCGAAAUCAAAUCACGAAGAACCACCGAUACCGGAGAAAAGGAUUCAUCAAAAGACAGUCUUAAAGUCGAAACUGUGGAGAUGAAACGAUCUGAAAUGAACUCAUUGGCUUUAAUAGAGACCAUGGCGAUUCAUCGCAGAGAGAGAUGCCUAACGCAUCCUAUCAGCUUUCAUUUGCUGAAUACUAAAUGGAAGAAGUUUGGCUGGAUGACAUUCGCAGUCAACCUGUUGACCUACCUCCUCUUUAUUGUACCGCUGACCACCUUAGCCGUGUACACGCGAACACAUGAAGAUGAUUUGUGUGGUUUUAACUCUUCCAAUCCCAACGAGAAUAGAGAUGAAUUCCAAUGUACUUUUUCCAAUGUGGUAGUUCAGGUGUUUAAUUACUUUGUGUUAAUCACAGCAUCAGGGCAUCUUCUAAAGGAACUCAUUUCUUUAUACCAUAAGCGGCUGUCAUACCUGGAAGAUGUCAGUAACUUCUUGGAAUGGGUUUGUUAUAUAGCAUCAAUACUGUACGUCAUACCACCCUGUGACUGUAAAGCUGGUUUUAAAAGAGAAGUUGGCGCGGUUGCUCUAUUCUUUGGUUGGAUGAAUCUUAUCUUAUACUUUAGAAGACUGUCUUCCUACGGUCAAUAUGUCAUCAUGUUGUCAACGAUGUUUGUUACAUUAUUAAAGGUUCUGCUUCUUUGGAUUUUGUUUAUAAUGGCAUUUGGGACAACAUUUUUAUUGGUCAUGAAUGAUCCUCCAUUUGAUAAGUUUGGUACUUCAAUGAUGACGAUGUUUGUGAUGACUUUGGGAGAGAUGAAUUACCAUGAAAACUUUCUUCCGUGGGAUAAUCUGGCCUUCUCGACCCUCACCAAUAUUUUGUUUAUCGUGCUUGUUCUUGGAAUGCCUAUCAUAAUGAUGAACAUGCUGGUUGGUCUGGCUGUUGGUGAUAUUGACAAAAUCCAGGAGAAUGCACUUAUGGAUCGUUAUGUCCUUCAAGUUCGGCUGCUUGUGGACAUCGAAAAUUCUCUCCCAGAGUUUAUCAUGAAACGUGUGCAAGUUUACUCGUACAGCGAGUUUCCAAACCAUCCUAAGACACUUAAACAAAAGUUGAUCGAUGGCCUCGUUGGUUUUGAUAAACCUCAAGUUAGUAUCGAGGAAGAAGCUAAUGAGAUGUCACCGGAAAUGGUAAAAGUUCUGGAGAGAAUACAAAAACAAGAAGAAAAAAUGCAAAAGAUGUACGAAAUGAUGAAAGAGCAGUCAGAUUUGUUGAAAGAAAUACAAAGCAGAAAGAUAGCAGACGAACAGAAAAAGAAAGAAGAAACAAAGACGUCCAGUAAAAUUGGUUUAUUUGGAUUUUCAUAAACAAGCCUCUAAAAUCAGUUUCACUGUACAUACUUUACAUACUUUAUCUAAAUAUAGUUUCCAAAUUCCAGGAUGCUUAUAUUCUGAGCGUAAUUAUACAAUUUUUGCGUGCCCCAAUUUAGGAUUUUUUUUAGGAGCAAGGCCACACCACGACACCAGCAGCUAUGUUGCCUACUCUUUGUCAGAGUUGCGCAGGCUCUUAAACGUCUUCUGCUAACCGGUUUAGAGAAGACACAUGAGACGGAGCAAUACAGUUUUAUAUAGUUUAUCAUAAAGUUACUGACAAAUAUCUUAAAGCAGCCAGAGGCUGUAAUUGUCAGAGUCCAAAAUUUCUACCUCACUCGAGAACAUGACCAGGGGCAAGUUAUGUCGGCUCAAUAUAUCUUUGAAUUAAUUUGUCAACCGCAAGGUCACGUUGCUUUAGGGAAUCGGUGGUUCCGCUUAGGAGAGUAUGCUUAAGUCAGCCAUGAGAAGCUAUGAAAUAAACGAACAAUUGAAAUGUA
Molecule: messenger RNA, 4152 nt
Organism: Pocillopora damicornis (cauliflower coral)
Lineage: Eukaryota; Metazoa; Cnidaria; Anthozoa; Scleractinia; Pocilloporidae
Product: transient receptor potential cation channel subfamily A member 1
Biological process (GO): monoatomic ion transmembrane transport
Cellular component (GO): transmembrane transporter complex; membrane
Molecular function (GO): monoatomic ion channel activity; protein binding
Source: RefSeq, a predicted model, not a curated record